Molecule: messenger RNA, 1893 nt
Organism: Diaporthe citri
Lineage: Eukaryota; Fungi; Ascomycota; Sordariomycetes; Diaporthales; Diaporthaceae
Exons: 4
Coding region: 1-1893 (630 amino acids)
Molecular function (GO): protein binding
Source: RefSeq, a predicted model, not a curated record
AUGGCGAGCAACUCCUCCCCGGCUGCCAGCAUUAGCAUCCCUGCCGACGCAGUAUGGAAAAGACCUCCCCCUUAUUCGCCUUGCAUUCACGCUGCCAACAACCUCGACCCGAUUGCCCUCUUGGAGAUGGAACCCGAAAAACACCACCGCGGAAUGCGAACCGCCGUUCGCGUGCGUGAUCCCCCAACUUGGAUUGGGCUUGAGGCGUUGAUGACAGCUGUUGAGGACGAGGAAGGCACACUGUCGUUUCUGCAGCUAUUCCACCAGCCAAGGGCGAAACUUGUGCCUCGGGAGCAAACCCUUCGACCUGGUGGUUGCUACCUGAUCAAGGAGCCUUUCCUCACAUUUUCCAUCGACGGCGCCUACUACAGCCUGCGAGUGGACCAUCCCAGUGAUAUAUUGUGGCUUCGUCAUGGCCAUGAGCUUCUUCCUGCAAAAUGGAGAAAUGACAAUGCCGUGGUCGGAACAAGUCGUGACGCGAGAAUGAAUGGCAACAUUGCCGUCGGUGAGAAGAGAUGGGCAGCGGCAGAGACUCGCUACACUACUGCCGCUCGAACAGCUGAAACGGCUGAAGAACUGCAUUUGGCUUACCUCAAUCGCUCUUUGGCCAAUCUCCGACUGGGACGCCCAGCUACUGCCCUGGCAGAUGCCAUCAAGUCGUACGGGGAAGACAGCUCGGCACGUACCGAGAGAGGACUUCUCCGCGAGGCCAGCGCUCUUUAUGAACUCGCAAAAUACGGCCAGUGUCUGGACACACUGCAGACACUUAUAACUUCUCAUUCCGAAAGGGCUUCAGCAAUGCCAAUGAUCGAACGUGCCCGCGCAAGGCUCCAAGAGCGACAAUCAGGCCAGUACGAUUUCCGCCGCAUGUACGAGGAAGCCCAAAAGACACCUCCCCUGAUCGAGUGUGCCACUUACAUCGGGGCUGUGGAAAUCAGAGAUUCACCAGGAAAGGGACGUGGGGUGUUCACCACGAGAAAGGUCCUGGCUGGCGAACUCCUCAUCUGUGAGAAGGCGUUUGGGUACGCCUGUUGUAAUGAGGAUUUUCCCGUUGACGAAGACAUGACGGAGCUCGAGAGUAGUAAGAAAUAUCUGCGCACGCAAAUUGUGCAAAAGCUGUUGCACAACAUUGAAGACGCUCGAUCUUUUGUCGACCUGUAUCAUGGAGACUACGAUGCCGUCUCCGUGUACGGGGUUGACGGGCGUGCUGUGGUUGACUCGUUUCUGGUUCGGAAGGUCAUUGACCUCGCGGGCUCCGGGGCCCCAAGGACUUCCCUGUCCUCCAAACGAGACCUCUCCUCAAAGAAUUGGGAUUGGCAAUACAACAGCGCCGGUGUUUGCUGGGACUUUACCUGCGACUGUGCUUUGUGUCUCGACCGAAAGGUGACGUCAAAGGACGUGCUGAUGCGGCGGAGGUCACUGCAGGAAAGCCUCACACGGUUCAUGGAGAGCCAAAGUUGGGAAAUGAACAUCCCCAACGCCAAAACGAUGCUUGAAGGGCUCGAACAAUCAUAUUCCACCACGGCCAAGAUCCCCGGUGCAGUCAGACCGGAGCUCUGGGUCCACUACUUCACCCUUGGUAUGAGGCUUCUCAGAAUCAAAAGGCCCUCUGAGGCCAUUGAGGUGACUGUGAAAGGCCUCGAGGCACUAGGGUUUGUCAUCUCCGCAAGCCCGCCUAGAGAACGUCCAGAGUCAUCCGAGCCUGAGCUCCUGAUCAAGCAGUGGGGCAUGGCGGUUCCGUACUCUGCCGAUGCCUUUAUUAUUCUUAAGAGGGCGUACAAGAGAAUCGCUCCACAGCUUUCGGUCGCGGCGAGGAUGUACGCGGCGAUUGCGUAUACCAUGGUCAUGGGCGAGAAGGAAACGAUCGUGGACUCAUUCCCAGACAUGGCAUGA